AUGUUAAAGAGUGUAGAGCGAUACUAUGCCAAGGAGGUGCUACGAGGUAGAUUUGAUGCAAUUGAACUUUUAUUGGAUCCACUCAAACCAGAUGCACAGCUUAAACUGAUUCAAAUCUGCUUGAAUUUACACUCUAUUUUGCAAUCCAUCAUGUUUCAUCGCACAUUAUCAAAUACCAGACCAAUUGAUGUUCAUCUGGAUUCGCUGAAUAUUACCUAUGCUUGCUUGGAUGACAAGGAGGGAUCUGUCAUGUUUUUUGAACGCAAAACCAAAAAGUCGUGGUUUACUAAAGCAGACGAGGAUAUAUGUUGGGAGAAAUGGGAUAUCACAUUAACUCCCACACAAGCGCUAACAGAGCAGCUUCAGAUACAGGCACAUGCAUUGUUAGUCAAGUCCUUUGAAGAGUGUUUGGUCAAGAUUUCAGAUAAAGCUAACGAGGAAAAGGAUCAUAUUCCUCCCAUGUUAACAAGUGAGCCUUUUCCAUGCCAAAUCACACUAACAUUGCAGCUUGCGACAUUUUGGAAUACUAUUACAAAUCUCAUCCCUACUUCAUAA
Molecule: messenger RNA, 555 nt
Organism: Batrachochytrium dendrobatidis JAM81
Lineage: Eukaryota; Fungi; Chytridiomycota; Chytridiomycetes; Rhizophydiales
Exons: 5
Coding region: 1-555 (184 amino acids)
Biological process (GO): autophagosome assembly; autophagy
Cellular component (GO): phagophore assembly site
Source: RefSeq, a predicted model, not a curated record